This is a messenger RNA of Diabrotica virgifera virgifera (western corn rootworm), 1485 nucleotides long. It is a transcript of the gene DIP-eta, whose product is annotated as lachesin. Lineage: Eukaryota; Metazoa; Arthropoda; Insecta; Coleoptera; Chrysomelidae. The coding region runs from base 66 to 1328 and encodes 420 amino acids. Gene Ontology annotation, cellular component: neuron projection. The transcript is spliced from 10 exons. The record is from RefSeq and is a predicted model, not a curated record.
UCGGCCGAAAGACGCGCCGUUUUUAGCGUCAGUCGACAUGCGGCAAGAGAUAUUCGUACAACUCCAUGGCAAACUCACGUGGAAAUGUGGUGCUUUUCGUGUUCGCGCUAGUGUCGACGACGAUGUCUUCUCCUCUAGAAUCUCCCAGUUUUAGAUCUCCUGUUUCAAAUCUCACCGUAGCGGUUGGUAGAGAAGCCGUGUUGAAUUGUGCAGUAGACAACUUAAACCCUUAUAAAGUAGCCUGGCUCAAAGUGGAUACGCAAACAAUCCUAACAAUUCACAACCACGUUAUUACUAAAAACAGCCGAAUCGGCGUCUCAAACAGUGAAAAAAAUAUCUGGCAUCUACAUAUCAAAGAAGUGAGGGAGUCAGACCAAGGUUGGUACAUGUGUCAAAUCAACACAGAUCCCAUGAAGAGUCAAGUGGGAUAUCUCACAGUGGUUGUGCCUCCAGAUAUACUAGACUAUCCUACAAGCACUGAUAUGGUUGUGGAUGAAGGAUCUAAUGUUAGUCUUCAGUGUGUAGCGAAAGGUUCUCCAGAACCUGCUAUAAUGUGGAAAAGAGAGGAUGGAGAAGUCAUACGAUUUCAGAACGGGUCUGAAGUGUUAAGCGCAUUAGGACCAGUACUAAAUAUAACAAAUGUAAAAAGAGAACACAUGGGACCAUAUCUUUGUAUAGCCACGAAUGGAAUACCACCAUCGGUGAGCAAGCGCAUCAAACUUGUAGUUCAGUUCGCACCGUCUGUGUGGAUUCAGUAUCAGCUAAUAGGUGCUUACGAUGAUCAGCAAAUAACUCUGGAAUGUUUUUCUCAAGCUUUUCCAAAGUCGAUAAACUAUUGGACUAAAGACACCGGAGAAAUUAUUCCACACAGUAACAAAUUCGUUCCUGAAAUCAUAGAAGAUGGAUAUAAAGUUCAUAUGAAACUUAGAAUAAAUUUGUUAGAACCAAAAGACUACGGAGUGUAUAAAUGCAUAUCAAAAAAUUCAUUAGGAGACAUGGAGGGAACAAUAAAUGUGUACAGAAUUCCUAAUCCUAAUCAAUACAUUCAUACUAACAAGAAGCAACAAGCUUAUGAAGAAAAUAUUUCGUUUGGUGAUUCGAAAUACAAAUACCAUGACGCAGAUGUAAAGAAAUCGCGUAAUGAAACUUCAAGGAGGAUUAGCUUAGAAGGUGCCAUUGAUCUUCAAAGCUACCACAGUACGAAUUCCGCUCAUCGAGUCUCUCCAAAACAUUCCUUAGAAACCCUAUUUUUAGUUAUAAUUGUAUCUAUAUUGCGCUACCCCAGAAUAGUUAGUACUAAUCCACAUAUCCAUUUUUCCAUAUCAUAAGGAAUGUCUAGGCAUCAUAUCAUAAAAUAGUACUGUGGCUAUUUUUGUACGCUUGUGUCUAGUCUAGUAUGAACUGAAGUAAUAGCUCUUAUAUAGCAUAAGGAAUUGUACAUAUUUUAAUGAAAUUUAAGUAAUAAAACUGUGAAUUAUGUAUGUA